Molecule: messenger RNA, 2873 nt
Organism: Nerophis lumbriciformis (worm pipefish)
Lineage: Eukaryota; Metazoa; Chordata; Actinopteri; Syngnathiformes; Syngnathidae
Product: inositol monophosphatase 1-like
Biological process (GO): phosphatidylinositol phosphate biosynthetic process; signal transduction; inositol metabolic process
Molecular function (GO): inositol monophosphate 1-phosphatase activity
Source: RefSeq, a predicted model, not a curated record
UCUCCCGAUUUCCACCCAGACAACAAUAUUGGGGGGCGUGCCUUAAAGGCACUGCCUUGCGUGCCGGCCCAGUCACAUAAUAUAUAAGGAUUUUCACGCACACAAGUGAAUGUAAGCAUACUUGGUCAACAGCCAUACAGGUCACACUGAGGGUGGCCGUAUAAACAACUUUAACACUGUUACAAAUAUGCGCCACACUGUGAACCCACACCAAACAAGAAUGACAAACACAUUUCAGGAGAACAUCCGCACAACAUAAACCCAACACAACAAAUACCCAGAACCCCUUGCAGCACUAACACCCCCCCCAUCUCCCGAAUUCGGAGGUCUCAAGCUUGGCAAGUAUGUUCUAGUCUCAAUAAUGACAGCUAGCCGUUAGUCCUGCUAGUGGGACUCUAAGGAGACAAGCAGAGCAGCAUGUUGUGUGGGCGUCCACACCUGUUGCGGCGUCGCAGUUUAAUAACAGCAGUGCAGUCUUUUAACGCACGCCUAGGAAUUUACGGAUGUGAAACGAAGUGACCGACUGCAGCAGCCUGGGACAAGUUUUUUGAUGCGGCGUGGUCAUGGAGAUCUGCGCAUACACAUUGGCCUCUGGCGUGGGCGGGGACCUUUCAUGGGGACAAGCAGAUGUUGCUUUCUGCCGUGCGCCUGUAAAAGUGUGUGAUUUGAUAUGCAGUGGAGCCUACUUUAUAUCGCUGACGAUCACCAUCAUUUAAUCAUGGCAGCCAAAAUUGGGAUCGUGAUUAAAAUUGUAUUUAUUGGCUCACAUUUGUGACACUAGCCAAUCACAGCCUAGAUUUGUUGUGCUGUCAAGUGAGGUCUCUCUAAAAAUGAAGAGUCAUUGUAAUAAAUGUUGUAUGACUUUAUGUUCAUUCACUGCAGCUUCACUCAGACGAAAAGGAACUACUUUAAGCGACGGAUGAAGACUUUUCCUUUUCCACUGUGCAUGUGUGUGUGUGUGUGUGUGUGAGUGAGUGUGUGUGUGUGUGUGUGUGUGUGUGUGUGUGUGUGUGUGUGUGUGUGUGUGUGUGUGUGUGUGUGUGUGUGUGUGUGUGUGUGUGUGUGUGUGUGUGUGUGUGUGUGUGUGUGUGUGAGAGAGAGAGAGAGAGAUAAGAACAUAACAGAAGAUAGACCAAAAUACAAAGCAGUCAUUCUCAGUAGGGAAUGGUUGACAUGUUCUUGUCUUUCGUCACGUUAUGAGCAAAGUUGAAGAAAUGUUUGUUUAGGUUGAUAAAUUGUGAAAGAAAGAAAACAGCGGAUAACGAUGUGCACGAUCUUAACAAUGGAAAGCAAAUAUUUACUGAAAGGUCAAUUGUUGAAGUAUUGGGAUGUUCACACACGUUUCCAUCGUAAUUAAAUGUCAGCCAUGACUUGGGCCAAGAUGGUGAAGACAUGAGGAGGGGCGAAUGACUGAUGAAAACGUGAUGGGGAGGAGCUAUUGAGUCCAUGCUGCACUUCGAUUGGUUGGUCAUGUUUCAGUAGCUGUAAGCUGAGCUCUAAUUGGCUAUUUUUCUAGUAAGAAAAACAUUGAAGUGAGGCUGAGUCCCAGGUCUGCUCUUGAGAAGAUAGGUGAGAACUUCAUCUUUUAAAUACAUUUUUUCCUCGUCAUGAACUGUUCUUCAUGUCAACUUCUCACACAGCUCAUCAUGGCCGACUGGAGCCACUGUUUGACCUUUGGCCUCUCAGUGGCCAAACAGGCCAGUCAGCUGAUCAUGGCGGCAUUUAAGCAGCAGAAGGAGGUGACGUGUAAAAGUUCUGCUGCUGAUUUGGUGACACAAAGCGACAUGAAGGUGGAAAAGUUUAUUAAGUCUGCCAUUGCUGACAAAUAUCCUCACCACAGGUUCAUCGGGGAGGAGUCUGUGGGCAUGGGGGAGAACUUGCAGCUGACAAAUCAUCCCACCUGGAUCAUUGAUCCCAUUGAUGGAACUGUCAAUUUUGUCCACAGCUUUCCGUUUGUGGCCGUCUCCAUCGCCUUCUGUGUCAAUAAGCAGACGGAGUUUGGUAUCGUGUACAGCUGUGUGGACGACAAAGUGUACCAUGCUCAGCGAGGAAGAGGAGCCUUUAUGAAUGGACAAAUGCUGCACGUCUCCGGACAGCAAGAUGUGAGCAGAUGUGUGGUGGUGACGGAGAUCGGGGCGGAGCGCGAUGACGUUGCUCUGUCCACGAUGACGUCCAACAUCUUCAGACUGCUGAAGCUUCCUGUGCACGGAGUGCGAGCGUUAGGCACGGCGGCAGUGGAUAUGUGUCAGGUGGCGACUGGUGGCGCUGACGUCUACUAUCACAUUGGGAUGCACUGCUGGGACAUCGCUGCCUCUGCUAUUAUCGUCCAGGAAGCUGGAGGCGUUGUCAUGGAUACUAAUGGCUCAGAGUUCGACAUGAUGUCACGCCGAGUCAUCGCAGCGAGCUCGUCUACUGUGGCCAAUCGUAUUGCUCGGGUGAUUAGCGCAUUUCCCUGUUGCCGUGACGACGCCAAGCCAAGCAAAUGACGUCCGUGUCGGCGGGAUUGACGGCCAUCUGUCAGUCAUUCAUGCGGUUAACCACCAAUCAUAGCUGCUGGGUGGUGGAGCAUACAAAUGGCAAUCUGUAAAGUCAAUUUCUCUCUUUUGGUGCCUAUGUGUGGGUCAAAACGAUCGUAAAUAAACUCGAUCCAUUCAUCACUUUGACUUUUUAUGACAUCACUGCUGGUUCAGACAAUUCCAUCCAACCAUUUACUACCGCUUGUCCCUGUCGGGGGCACUGGGCUGCAGGGCUAGAGCCUAUCCCAGCUGCACUUGUCCCCACCUCAUCGCAGGGCUAACACAGAUAGACUGAUUUGAUUAAUGUAUUAUUAUAUUAAUAAUACGUCAAUUUAAUAGUCAUUGACUUUUUCACAA